AUGUUUAAAAUUGCAAUACCAAAAUUAUGGUCUAAUCCAUUAUUUAAAACAAAACGAAGAGAUUUACUAAUUAGGACUUACCUUUCAUGCUUAAAUGAAGAGGAAAAGGCGAACUUAAUUCCUUUUGACAUUAAUAUAUCCGAUAUUAACCAACGCCCACUCCUUCAAUAUGAGGAGUACAUGGAAUCAUGCAAUAACUAUCUUCUUGAAGUAGGAGCCCGCGAUUGGCUAAGGCUAACGACAGCUCGUAAUGUCGACCAGAAAGAUUUAAGAAUUAAACAAAUCUCACGUGUACUUUGGACAAUGUUUUUAUCAAGAAGUCAUAAUCUUAAAUCUUUCUUUUAUAAUGUCUCUAAGAAAUCAUCUGUUGAAUCUAUUUUUCCAGAGGCAUCAAUGAUAUUAAAUGCUAGGCAUAGUUUGUCAAACCUUCAAUUUCUUUUUUUGCUUACAGACGACAAAUUAAAUGGUUUCAGAGAGAUCAGGGGCCCGUUAAAUUUCCUAAAAAGUAUACCUUCAGUCUGCUCAAAUAUCCGAGAUAUAAGAAUUUACGAUUUGGGUUCGGGAGUGGAUAAUGAAUUAUUCUGCGACAUCAUCAAGUCCCAGCGUAGUAUCAGGUCAUUUGGUUAUAUGGGAAAUAUAAAUAGAGUCAUCACAUCAUUGAAAGCCCAUAGGAAUUCAUUGACUAAAUUAUUAUAUUUUUUCAGUCCGGCUGUUAGUUCAUUGGAGGCGCUCACUUGUUUCGAAUGUUUGGAAUCAUUAAAUAUUAGUAAUUGCACUUUUACCGUAAAUGGGAAUCGGAUUUUGUCCUCAAAUUUUCGUAAUAUUAAAGAAUU
Messenger RNA from Acaulospora morrowiae, 833 nucleotides. NCBI's taxonomy places the organism in Eukaryota, Fungi, Glomeromycota, Glomeromycetes, Diversisporales, Acaulosporaceae. The record is from the annotation of a GenBank genome assembly.